GUAAGUUCCGCGGGGAGGAGAGAGGGAGUGAGGCGUGAGGCGGCGGGAAGAGGUUUAAAUAGCGGAGACAGAGUGAGAAGACAUUUUGAAAACAAUAAUUUUUAUUUGUGGCUGCUCCUUGAAGUCUAGCUGCAGAGUGCGUGGUGACGUUUUCUGAACUUCCAGUCUCAUGUCUCUCAUGGACAAACACAAAGUGAAGCGGCAACGUCUAGAUCGUAUAUUUGAAGGCAUUCGACCUCCGAUCAUGAAUGGGCCCAUGCACCCGCGCCCUUUGGUAGCGUUGCUGGAUGGCAGGGAUUGCACAGUAGAAAUGCCUAUUUUGAAGGAUGUUGCCACAGUGGCAUUUUGUGACGCUCAGUCCACGCAAGAAAUUCAUGAAAAGGUACUAAAUGAAGCUGUGGGUGCACUGAUGUAUCACACUAUCACUUUAACACGAGAAGACCUGGAGAAAUUCAAAGCACUUCGAAUAAUUGUCCGAAUCGGCAGUGGUUUUGAUAACAUUGACAUCAAAUCUGCUGGGGAUUUAGGGAUUGCAGUAUGUAAUGUGCCAGCAGCAUCCGUAGAGGAAACAGCAGAUUCGACAAUGUGCCACAUUCUGAACCUUUACCGGCGAACCACCUGGCUUCACCAGGCUUUGCGAGAAGGCACGAGAGUACAGAGCGUUGAGCAGAUUCGGGAAGUUGCUUCAGGAGCAGCCAGGAUUCGAGGGGAGACCUUAGGCAUUAUUGGUUUAGGACGUGUUGGACAAGCAGUGGCAUUACGUGCAAAAGCCUUUGGCUUUAGUGUCAUUUUUUAUGACCCAUACCUCUCAGAUGGCAUUGAACGUGCUCUUGGACUGCAGCGGGUGAGCACUUUACAGGAUCUGCUAUUUCACAGUGACUGUGUAACCCUACACUGCAACUUGAAUGAACACAAUCAUCAUCUUAUUAAUGACUUCACCAUAAAACAGAUGAGACAAGGGGCUUUCCUGGUCAACACAGCUCGAGGUGGGUUAGUAGACGAAAAAGCACUUGCACAGGCCCUGAAGGAAGGAAGGAUACGAGGGGCAGCCUUAGAUGUACAUGAGUCAGAACCAUUCAGCUUUAGUCAGGGUCCAUUGAAGGAUGCACCAAACCUGAUCUGUACCCCACAUGCAGCCUGGUACAGUGAACAAGCCUCUAUCGAGAUGCGGGAGGAAGCAGCACGAGAGAUCCGGAGGGCUAUCACAGGUCGUAUUCCAGACAGCCUGAAAAACUGUGUUAACAAAGAUCAUUUGACUGCAGCUACACAUUGGGCCAGCAUGGAUCCAGGAGUUGUUCAUCCAGAGCUUAAUGGUGCUGCGUACAGGUCACACUGCUGGGCCCAGGUGUUUCCAGGAGCAGAUUGAUGGAGGUGAUGGUUGGAAGCUGUGAAUUCUUUCUCUUGGAAGAGGCUGCUAUGCUGUGUCUUUUCCGACGCUAUACCAGGUCUUUUAAACUGAGGAUUUUUGCCUUCAUGGUGUUUGCUUGAAAUUUUGUACAGAAUACCUGCAGGAAUGGAUGAACCAGUUUCAAAAUCAAAUUUGAAUAAACAAAACAAUACCCUGUCACAUUCACAGGAAUUGAAGCCAAUUUGGUUAAUAAGAUUCAAAUUGUACUACUGAAACUCGCAACUAAUUUCAUUAGCAAUUGCAAAGUAAUUCCAGAAAAACUCUCCGGAGGAGCAGUUUACACCGGAAAUUUUGUAAAUUGAUACUUGUAAAGUUUCUUUGGAGGCACCUGGUGUGUGUAUGUUUAGGGGGAUGAAUGUCACAACCUACAGAUACUGUGAUUCCCCUCAAGAUACAAAUAUCCAACCCCUCAGGGUGACCAGGGUAAUAUCAAAUUCCCAGGUCUGCCAUUCGAUACCAGAAAGCCAGGCCAGGUUCCCAUUGCAUCAUGCUUGUGAUGGAGAGCUUCCAUGGGUUUCAGGUUAUGGAAGGAGAAAAGCUGUUUUCAUGUAAUCUUUUGUUUCCUCUACAAGUUCUCUGGAUGCUGGAGAUUUUUUCCACCCUGACAUUCGCUGCACUUAGGCAGGUUUAGAGGGGGAAGCAACACAAAAGUUUCAGAAAAGCUAAUUGGAGUGCGGUGAAAUGCCCAUGGCAUUCGGUUUGGAAUUCUCUAAUGACUUGGACAUCAACGACAGAGUUUUGGAUGCCGGUUCAAAAAGUUUCAAUAGGCUGCAAUUGCAAUUGCUGCCAUUUAAGCUUAAAUGAAUAAUAGGGUAUCAAAUACCACAGUGAGUAAAUAACAGCCCUAAAUGUUUAGACUUUUAAAAUGAAUAAACACUCUCUUAAAAGUCUUGGAUAAAGAGAACACCAGUUUAAGGAAAGAAGAAAUAAGUGCAUGUUUUUGAGGGAGUGGGAGAGUGAAUCAAAGGAUGAAAUAAGUGGCUAGAAUUAGAUAACCCUGAAGGUGAACUGUAGGUACUUGGCUGAAGAUAGAAACAUUUUUGUAAGAAAUACAAAAGAGGAUAAAACAUGCAAUUGUUGUUUAAAUGUAGCAAGCGCUAAUUAAGUAACGCCCUCAGAAUGCAGAAAUUAUGAGCCGGAGGUUUUCCUGUUUUCUUUACCUUUAACAUCACAGCCACUGUGAAACCAGCUUGAAGCAGUUAUUCUCUUCUGAACCCCCAAAAACUUAGACUUGGAUGCUUGAUGAAAGAAAGAGUAGCCAAAAUGACGGACUGCAUAAUUCUGUAUUUGUGCUCCUCCUCCUCCUGUUCCUUCCAGUUUGCCACAGGCACCUGCCUUUUUAAAGGCAAGAACUAUGGCAAGGUUGAAGUGCAACAAAUGUGUGGGUCUGAUUUUUUCCAGUUUUAGACUAAAAUUUGCAGUGCUACAGCUGCACCCUUAGCUGUCAAUGCUUUUGAAAAAUGUUUGCUUUUGGAGAUGUCAUUUUUUUCAGAUUUGCAGUGCCUUAAAACCAAGGCCCCUGAUAGACAUUACAUUUAAGGCUAGAUUAUCUGGUUAAUGUUCAAUCAGUUAAUGGAGUGAUAAACCAAGGAAUGAGCCACAAAGUUACCCAACAAGGUAUGUGUAAUGACUUUGUGCUAGUUCUUACUACACCUUUUAAUUGCACAUGUGGCCAGCGGCCAGCCUCUGUAUUGCACUGGAGCCUUUCAAGACUCCCAUUUGCUCUGGAGGCUGGAGGCCCCUCAGCUGAUUGCAUCUGUCCGACAGGGCUCCAAUGGCUGGACACCCCGCUCAGCUGAUCAGGGUUUCCAGCUGGGGAAGUGUACGCUUCCCUGGGUGGGAGCACCGAUCUGCCGACGGGGCUGUCAGGCGCAGAACUGCAUCGUGCACGUGGAAUGCUGAUCCGUUGAUGGGGACCGUUCACCCUCCCAGUUGGGAGCCCAGAAUGAGGCUCCCCUUGCACCGGCAAUAUGGCACAAUGGGAUCUGCUGCAGGAUCCCACAGUCACACCUCCCCCCAUGCAUAUGUGGCAUGGCAGGAAGUGUAAGCAUUGAAAUCCCACAUCAGAUCCCAUUGCGCCUACACUUUAACAUCUGUCGGGGGCCCAACUCGCGAUUUCAGAACUACACAAGAAACAAAAAUCAUUUGAUUAGCUUUGGCCUAAAAGGGGAAAUUCAGAAAAGUCAUGUGGCGGGAAACAAAGGAUUUAGACUCCCAGUAAAGUCAUCAGUGAAUUAGUUAAUUCGGGUUUUAACUUCAGAAAUAUAAAUGACUUUCAGUUUCCAUUUCUGUUGUUCAUUGUCAUUUAGGCUGCCAGAGGAACUAACAAAUCUGGCAUCUGAAGGAGUUAGCAAAUCCCUGUAUCUAAUUUGGUUAAGUACAGCAGCAAUUGCAUUAUUGCAUGGUCAGUGUAAUCUUGAGACUUACAAACACCUCUGGUUCUGCAAACGCAACAAAAACCUUUGCAAUUCUCUUUGCAGGAGCCCAGGUGGACUUUCCUAUCAGCCGUCUCUGGGUUUUAAUGAACGUUCUCACUUUCCUC
Messenger RNA from Alligator mississippiensis (American alligator), 3950 nucleotides. It is a transcript of the gene CTBP1, whose product is annotated as C-terminal binding protein 1. The transcript has 10 exons. The coding region runs from base 170 to 1366 and encodes 398 amino acids. The record is from RefSeq and is a predicted model, not a curated record. Lineage: Eukaryota; Metazoa; Chordata; Crocodylia; Alligatoridae. Gene Ontology annotation, molecular function: oxidoreductase activity, acting on the CH-OH group of donors, NAD or NADP as acceptor; transcription corepressor activity; NAD binding.